AAAGGUAAAAAAAAAAGAAGAAGAAGAAGCCCCUACCUCGCCACUGGCGCUUAGCCACUCUCAUUCCUAUACCUUCAAGAUGUCUUCCGUCGGCCGUCUUCUCCAUAACGCCUUUUCCCCGGCCUCACAAUCUGCCUCCUCUGUCUCAGCUCUAUUUAGAGAAAGUAACCUGGAGAGCCUCGUCCAAAGGUUCAAAAAAUUAUGUGAACACCAGAAAUAUCGCGAUAAGAUCGACAUCUAUGAGCACACGGUCCGCCGCCUCGCAUCUGCAGGACGCUUCGAUUUGGUAGAAGAAGUUAUUGAAGACCAAAGGAAGUACAUAUGCGUCUCUAAAGAAGGGUUUGCGGCGAGACUGAUUAGGUUGUGUGGUAAGUCUGGCAUGUUCGAUCACGCCCAAAAGGUGUUCGAUGAAAUGCCGAUUAAAGGUGUGUUGUCAUUUAAUGCCCUUAUGGGUGCCUGUCUAAACUCAAACAAGUUCGAUGAAGUUAAUAGCCUUUUUAAGGAGUUGCCAGAGAAGUUGUCCAUUAAACCGGAUAGAAUCUCGUACAACACGGUCAUUAAGGCAUUCUGUGAGAUGGGCUCUUUUGCUUCGGCGAGUUUGAUGCUAGAUGAGAUGGAAAAGAAGGGUAUGGAGCCGGAUGAAUUUACGUUUAAUACGCUUUUAGAUGCGUUUUAUAAGAACGGUAAGUUUGUCGAUGGGGAGAAGAUAUGGAAUAUAAUGUUGCAGAAGAAUGUGACUCCUACUGUUAGAAGUUACAAUGCAAAAUUGCAUGGAUUGGUUUCACAAAAGAGAACAGAGGAGGCAGUUAAGCUGGUUGGGGAAAUAAGGAGUAAAGGAAUUAAGCCUGACGUGUUUAGUUUCAAUGCUUUGUUUGAAGGUUUUAUCAGUGAAGGUAAUCUUGAGGAAGCUAGGCGGUGGUAUAAUGAAAUGAAGAAAAAUGGUUGUGCACCAGAUAAAGUGACAUUUGAACUGCUAGUUCCAUUUGCUUGUGAGAAGGGUGAUGUAGAUUUUGCCUUUGAGCAGUGUGAAAAGAUUUUUGGUACAAGGUUCAGCAAAAAGUUCUGUUUUGAUGAGUCAUUGUUGCAGAAGGUGGUAGAUGAACUUGUUGCAUGCUCCAAGAUUGAGGAGGCAAAGAAGCUAGUGCAGCUUGGGAAGGCAAAUAAAUACCAUGAUUAUAGGCUGAAAUUGCCUUCAAAAUAGUAGUGCUAUAGCUUUAGUAAUUGGCUUUGCCAUUCCAGUUUGAGUUUGGGUAGUUUAUUUUAUAAUUACUUUUUGUUUAGUCAGCAUGAAUGUUUAUUGGCUACUAGUUUCAUCAUACAUUCCUUAUCAUCUUUGGUUUUUCCCUCUUUUCUCACUGACAGUGGUGAUCACUUCUAAUCUUGACAGCAAUGUGCAUUAGAGCUCAUGCCUUUCAAUUUGUGCUUUCAUAUUCUGCUUACCAUCUCUCAUGUUUGUCUUGGACUCUUGGUGUGCAUGGUUUUGUAUCCCUGACAAUGAAGGGAAGCCUUUCUAAAUGAUGAUGGAAAUGGAUUUGGAGGGAGGCACUCCUGGUUCAGCUGCUUCCAAGCCUUUGAAAUCAUUUGCAGAACAUGUUCGCGUGCAUCAUUCAUUGUAAUGCCUUGAUGUUCCUUCAAGUAGCAAUCCACAGAAGAUCCAUCUUGGCCAUCUUGAUUCUCAUCCUACAAGUCAUCCCAGAGUCGAAGAAUUGUUGCCGUGGACGAUAUUAUGCCUGGGUUGUUGUUUACUAACUCCACAUUUUCCAUGGUAAUACCUCGACCCAACAGAAAGAAAAUGUGUACCAGCACCUCAUGCACUCCUGAGCUGAUGAUCCCGUUCUUCAAGUACUCCUCAGGCUCUGGGUUCUCCCCUGCAGCAAACCAUUUUGCUUCAACCAGAAAUGCAUUGCAUAAACUUGCCCACCAUAUGAGGAAAUCAACUCGCGAGCUAUUUUGUGAAUGUUUAUUAAAUCUCUUGAUAACAUGGACUGCAAUUGAUACGCACCGUAUUAGGUUCCAUCCGUGCUUCUUGGACACCUUGUUACUAAUUUCAUUAGUUAUCUUAUCAAGAGCCUCGAAACAUA
This is a messenger RNA of Rubroshorea leprosula, 2081 nucleotides long. The record is from the annotation of a GenBank genome assembly. NCBI's taxonomy places the organism in Eukaryota, Viridiplantae, Streptophyta, Magnoliopsida, Malvales, Dipterocarpaceae.